This is a messenger RNA of Entamoeba nuttalli P19, 738 nucleotides long. RefSeq lists its product as hypothetical. The record is from RefSeq and is a predicted model, not a curated record. Bases 1 to 738 code for a protein of 245 amino acids. Lineage: Eukaryota; Evosea; Mastigamoebida; Endamoebidae. The transcript has a single exon.
AUGUGUGAAUAUUCAGUACUUUAUAAAAAAUAUUGUAGUGAAGAGGUUAUUAAUCCAAUGAUUCAACCAACUACUUUUCUUCCAAAUGAAAUUACUAAAUUAUUACCACAUGUUGAACAUAAUUUAAGAAAUAUUUCUAAAGGUUUAGAAAUGGGUGUUGGUGAUUUGGAAAAUAUUUAUAAACAUGCAACUAAAAUUAAUACAAAAUUCCAAGAUGAAAUAGCUAAAAUAAAGAAAGAAAGUAAUAGGUAUGAUAAUCAAAAAUUAAAUGAAAUAUUUGCUACUGGUGAUAGAUUAAAAGAUGCUCUUAAACAACUUGAAUCUGAAUUAACUAAAAGAAAUCAUCAUAUCACUGAUAUUGAUGAUGUAGCAACUUCUAUUAAAGAAGGUAUGUUUAUUAGACCUACUCCUAGAAGACUUAAUGUUACAAUUGUUCCUCCACCAACAUCAAACAAAUCACAUACAGUUUUUAUGAAAAGAUAUGAUUCACCAAUAAUUUCAUUAACACCAAAUUCUUUUACUACUAAUAAUAAUAAUCUUUAUGUUAAUACAGAACCAUCUUUUGAUAUUAAAAGUCAUAGCCCUCUUACAAAAACAACAUCAAACCAACAACCUCCUAUUCAAAAUACAUCCACAAUUAUUAAUAAAUCUAUUUCUCCAAAUAUUUUUGAAAUGGAUGAAGAUAUUGAUCAACAACAUCAACAAUCUUCAAAUACUACUAUUCCUUCUAUUCUUUAA